AUGCGCAACGCAGCAGUGUCGUGGCAGGGGCAGUUCCCCUGUGAUAACUGGGACUGUGAGUGUGUGUUUAAACGCCAGAGCGGGUGCUGCUGUGUCACACAGAGGAUGCACACUCUGGAGGAGCAGGUGUUCAUGCGCCUGAAGGCACUGUGGAAGGAGCUGUCCUACCUGGAGGACAGCGUCACGGAGGUCACAGGUGGGCUGAAGGUGGCCUUCACAGUGUUCAUGGGUUCCACUGCAGGCUGUUUUGGCCCGUUCACCAGCAACGUGCCAAUCCCCUACAGCAUCAUCUCCCUCAACCAAGGCAACGGGUACAACCCUGCCCUAGGUGCGUUCACCGCCCCGCGCUCCGGCCUCUACUCCUUCACCUUCACGGCAUACUCUAACGUGGGGCCGGCGGGGUCGCGCCUCUACCACGAGGUUCGGCUGAUGAAGGACGGCCAGGUAGUGGCGUCGGUGUGGGAGGACAACCGUGAGGACUCCGAGGACAGCGGCACGCAGACAGUGCUGCUAACGCUGCGCCGCGGCUCGCAGGUGCACGUGGAGCUCCUCUCUGGGCGCCAUCUCUGCGCCGACACCGCCGAGCACAACACCUUCUCCGGCUACCUGCUCUACCCGACGCUGGAGGCCUGA
This is a messenger RNA of Megalops cyprinoides (Indo-Pacific tarpon), 633 nucleotides long. RefSeq names its product complement C1q-like protein 2. The transcript has 4 exons. The record is from RefSeq and is a predicted model, not a curated record. Bases 1 to 633 code for a protein of 210 amino acids. Gene Ontology annotation, molecular function: protein binding. NCBI's taxonomy places the organism in Eukaryota, Metazoa, Chordata, Actinopteri, Elopiformes, Megalopidae.